Messenger RNA from Phaeoacremonium minimum UCRPA7, 1344 nucleotides. RefSeq names its product putative exoglucanase 1 protein. The transcript is spliced from 6 exons. Gene Ontology annotation, biological process: carbohydrate metabolic process. Gene Ontology annotation, molecular function: hydrolase activity, hydrolyzing O-glycosyl compounds. The coding region runs from base 1 to 1344 and encodes 447 amino acids. NCBI's taxonomy places the organism in Eukaryota, Fungi, Ascomycota, Sordariomycetes, Togniniales, Togniniaceae. The record is from RefSeq and is a predicted model, not a curated record.
AUGCAUCUGCCAUCCGCUCUCGGACUCUCGCUCUUGGCGCUUGCCAGCGCUCAACAAGUCGGUAAAGAGCAGACCGAGACGCACCCCAAGAUGUCAUGGAAGAAGUGCACCAGUGGAGGCUCAUGCACCACGACUAACGCCGAGGUCGUCAUCGACGCUAACUGGCGAUGGCUGCACGGCACCUCCGACACCAAUAACUGCUACGAUGGCAACAAGUGGACGUCGGCAUGCAGCACCGCCACGGACUGUGCAUCCAAGUGCGCCCUCGAGGGUGCCGACUACAGCAAGACAUACGGCGCCUCCACCAGUGGUGACGCUCUCACGCUCAAGUUCGUUACUAAGCACGAUUAUGGCACCAAUAUCGGCAGUCGAUUCUACCUCAUGAAUGGUGCCUCAAAGUACCAAAUGUUUACACUACUGGGCAACGAGUUCACCUUCGACGUUGAUUUGUCGACUGUUGACUGUGGUCUCAAUGCUGCUCUCUAUUUCGUAGCCAUGGACGAGGAUGGUGGUAUGGCCAAGUACUCCACCAACAAGGCUGGUGCCAAGUACGGUACAGGAUACUGCGAUGCUCAAUGCGCUCGUGAUCUAAAGUUCGUUGGUGGCAAGGCCAACGUGGAGAACUGGCAGCCAUCUUCCAAUGACGCCAACGCCGGUGUUGGACCGUACGGCGCUUGCUGUGCCGAGAUCGAUGUCUGGGAGUCCAAUUCUCACUCCUUCGCUCUUACUCCGCAUCCAUGCACUGAGAACACAUACCAUGUCUGCGAGACCGACACCUGUGGUGGCACAUACUCUGACGACCGCUUCGCUGGCAAGUGCGACGCCAAUGGUUGCGACUACAACCCUUAUCGCAUGGGCAACACCGACUUCUACGGAAAGGGCAAGACUGUGGACACGAGCAAGAAGUUCACCGUUGUCACUCGUUUUGAGACGAACAAGGUCUCUCAAUUCUUCGUGCAGGAUAACAAAAAGAUCGAGAUCCCAGCCCCGACCUAUGAAGGUUUGCCCAGCAGCAGCAACAUCACUCCCGACUUCUGCGAGAACCAGUUCAAGGUCUUUGGCGACCGCAACCGCUUCAGCGAGGUCGGAGGUUUCGACCAGCUCAACAACGCAUUCAAGGUGCCCAUGGUCUUGGUUAUGUCUAUCUGGGACGAUCACUAUGCCAAUAUGCUGUGGCUUGAUUCUACCUAUCCUCCUGAGAAAGAGGGACAGCCCGGGGCCGCUCGCGGCGACUGCGCGCAAGACUCUGGCACCCCAUCUGACGUCGAGAGCUCAAUCCCCAAUGCCAAGGUUGUCUGGUCGAACAUCCGCUUCGGCCCUGUUGGAUCCACUGUUACGGUCUAG